Molecule: messenger RNA, 1935 nt
Organism: Colletotrichum abscissum
Lineage: Eukaryota; Fungi; Ascomycota; Sordariomycetes; Glomerellales; Glomerellaceae
Exons: 4
Coding region: 1-1935 (644 amino acids)
Molecular function (GO): oxidoreductase activity
Source: RefSeq, a predicted model, not a curated record
AUGGCAUCCGGAACGUAUCCCAUCAAGGGUCUCCCUGUGCCAACUGGCGGGCCAAUUCCUCAGCGGGAGGAGAUCACGGCCUGGCGCAACAACACUGAAAACGCCAUUAAGGUGUCACUGUUCAUCCAGGCCAUGAACAUCUUUCAGGCUAUGGACCCAGACGAUAAGCUCUCUUAUUAUCAGGUAGCUGGAAUUCACGGUCUUCCAGCUCAGUCUUGGGACACCGACCCAGCUCCCGACCCGAAUCAGAAGAUACCCAUCAAUGGCACGCCAGAGUUCUACUGCCCCCAUGGAUCUCUCAUCUUCCCUACCUGGCACCGAGCCUACCUCGCUCUCUUCGAGCAGUUGCUCAGUGGUAUCAUGCAAGAGCAGAUUCUCCCGACCAUUGCGGACAAGGUCGUGCGAGAAGUCUGGGCCUUGGAGGCUCAGCGUUGGCGCAUGCCUUACUGGGACUGGGCCGCGCCUCAGGAGUAUAUUCAGUCCUGUGGAGUACCCGAGAUCGUGUCCCAGCCCAACGUCAAUAUUAUUUCUCCAGGAGGUGCUCUGCAGUCGGUACCGAACCCUUUGUACAAGUUCUCAACUUCUGUCAUCAGUAAGUUCAAGGGGACUACACCUGUCAUGGGCAAUUCCAUGGCGUUUGGCAAGUGGGCAAUUUUGAACGAUGAUGCAUUCUCUGAGUGCUCAGGCACUAGCCGUUAUGGGAUCACCGACAAAAAGACUCCGACACCGAAGGAAGCUUUAGGCGUCGAGAACAACAGCUCCGUUGCUAAUGCUCUCGAAACACCUCAAUGGGUCAAGGUGGAGGGGUCGAGAUUGGAUCCUGAUAUGAAGGGUUCUCUCCAAGAUCAGGUCCAUCGCCUUUUGACACCGGGGUACUUCGCAAACUAUGCCACUUUUGCUACUACUGAAUACGCCAACAAUGAUCUCAACCCCCCUCCCGCUACCGGCUGGUCGUCUCUCGAGUUCCUCCACAACUGUAUUCACGUCUGGACCGGUGGAGCAGACGUUAGCCCAGGUAUGGGCCACAUGUCUGUACUCACGGUUGCCGCAUUCGAUCCUAUCUUCUGGCUGCACCAUUGUAACGUUGACCGGCAACUGGCCAUUUUCCAGAAGCUCAACCCGGAACAUUGGUUUGAUGGAGGAUCUCCAACCAAAGAUGAGACAGCAGAUGGUCCUCUGCACCCUUUCCAUUCUGAUACAAACGCCACCCUCGUUACGUCGAACGUCGUGAAGGACAUCACGAGCUACGGCUAUACGUACGACAACCUCAACGUCCCCGUUGACGAUUUGAAGAAAGCCAUCAACGAGAAGUAUGGCGGUCUUCGAAAGCAUCUCAACAAGAACCCUAAUCUGGAAGGACGGACGAAUGAUUACCUCAUCAACGUCCAGUACGACCGAUUCGCCUUGAAUGGAAAGAGCUAUGCCGUCCAUUUCUUCCUCAAAGGAGAUAUUCCCAGCGAGCCUUCCAAAUACAGAGGGUCGCCUAGUCACAUUGGCAGCAUCCACACCUUCUCAACCAAUUACUGGACUGCUGGCAACAGGAACGGGGUGGACUGCCAGAACUGCCAGAGUCAGCAGGAAAGGGGAGUCAAGGCCAAGGCGCAGAUUCCGAUCACCUUGGAGCUGUUGUUCCGCGCUGUGAGCAGCGAUGACUUGUGGUCGGAUCUAAGGAAUCUCGAGUCCAAUCAUGUUCAGCAGUAUCUCGAGCAGCACUUGAAAUGGGUUGUUGUUGCUGUGCCAGGAGAAGUUGUCCAGACGGAGAACCUCCCGGGUCUCAAAGUCGUGGUUCACGCAGGCAAGGGUCACCACCCGGAGGACACGACUCAACCGUCCAAGUUCCACAGCUACAGACCCAUGUGGAGUGUCACGCAUGGCAAGGCCGGUGGAGCGCGGCGCGAGGAUAAUGUCGUGCAUCCUGAUGAGCUUCAGGGCUAG